Molecule: messenger RNA, 538 nt
Organism: Linum tenue
Lineage: Eukaryota; Viridiplantae; Streptophyta; Magnoliopsida; Malpighiales; Linaceae
Source: the annotation of a GenBank genome assembly
AUGGUGCCUAUUGGGAGCAGGAUGGACUCUCAGACCAAGCACGCUUUGGUUGUGAAGGUGAUGGGCCGUACUGGAUCCAGGGGGCAGGUGACUCAGGUCAGAGUCAAGUUCAUGGACGACCCCAACCGCUUCAUCAUGAGGAAUGUCAAGGGUCCAGUGAGAGAAGGCGACAUCCUCACCUUGCUCGAGUCAGAGAGAGAGGCCAGGAGGCUUCGUUGAGAUCUUACCCUUCUGGUUUGGGACAGGUUUUCCGAUGGCUUGUUAUUGUGGUGUUUGGAAUACUUAGUAGCUGUGUGUCCAUCAGAACUUGGUGUCAUUGAGGUUUCUGUUCCUUUUGACAUGCUGAAUCAAAUUUUGUUGUCAUGAAGACUUGGAAAUCUGUGUUGCUGUGAGUUUUAUAAUGUACGGAUGUUUUUUAAGUGGUAAUCACUCUGAACGUUUGAAUCUCUAUCAUAGCUUUCUCUAGUUUGAUUGUCUUUUUUGCCCGUGUUGGUCCUGCGUCCUCCUGCCACCUAAAUAAUGCGGCUUGCUACCCUAA